GUUGAUGAAGACGGGCAGCCAUCCUUGCCCUCGGUGAACACCAGAGUAGUGGUAUCAUCACUGCCAUCAUCAUCGCCAGACAAAAUGCUGUCACCAUCUCUUUCAUCAGCUUCCUCUGUGUUGCUUACACCCAGACCAGAAAAUAUCCUGGAUCCACGAUGUAAAUUGAGAUUAGAUCAAGGGUCAUGUCGUGUGUAUAUAAUAAAAUGGUACUAUGAUAAACAAGCUAAUGCCUGUGCUCAGUUUUGGUAUGGCGGUUGUGACGGAAAUGCAAAUCGCUUUGAUACUGAAGAUGAAUGUAAAAAGGCCUGUGUAUUUCAUUCUGGAGAAGACUAAAGUUUGAUAUGAAUUCUGCAACAAAGACAACUUCUUUUUUUAAGUAAAAACUGAAAGUUUUACACAAAUGCUGUUUUUACACGUCAAGUAUUUUGAUAUCAUACUUAAAUAGAUCACUGUACAUCAGCUUACAAUCUGAAAGCAAAUACUA
This is a messenger RNA of Gopherus flavomarginatus (Mexican gopher tortoise), 487 nucleotides long. RefSeq names its product collagen alpha-1(XXVIII) chain-like. Lineage: Eukaryota; Metazoa; Chordata; Testudines; Testudinidae. The transcript is spliced from 4 exons. The coding region runs from base 85 to 336 and encodes 83 amino acids. Gene Ontology annotation, molecular function: serine-type endopeptidase inhibitor activity. The record is from RefSeq and is a predicted model, not a curated record.